This is a messenger RNA of Vigna umbellata (rice bean), 814 nucleotides long. NCBI's taxonomy places the organism in Eukaryota, Viridiplantae, Streptophyta, Magnoliopsida, Fabales, Fabaceae. The record is from RefSeq and is a predicted model, not a curated record.
UUAUUAAGUAACUCACAAGAGCAUCAACAAAGUAAGUUGUGGUGCUGGGAUUGGAGAACAAAAUGGAGCUAGGAGUUGCGAUGAUAAGUUAAAGAAAUGUGAGAGUAAAAGUAGGUGAAUGGGGUUAUUAUAGGAAAGAGAAUUUUUUUUACAAGGAUAGUUUUGGCAUUACGAGUUUAGAGUUACAGGGAGAAUUUUAAGAGGUGCUUGGAGAAGCCCCCGCAUUUCCUGGUUCAAUUCGAUUCAAAAUUUCAAUUUGCGAAGAUCUUCUUCGAUGGAUCGCCGGAAAAGCAGCAGGAAAACGACGGCGUCGAAAGCCUCAACCGUGGAAGCGUCACCUUCAAUCUCAGUUUCUGAGGCUUUUAUAGUAAACGCGUUGUGCGUCGUUGGUCUGGCCUUCGCAUUUUGGGCUGCCAACACUGACUUCUCCAUCGACAUCGUUUCUCAUUCUUCUCUCACACUCUUCCUCAUCUCGAUUGUAGAGCUCCCGAUCGUGAUCCUUCUAUACAGUCGAUAUCGACAAAAUCCCCAACAAUGCUCGUACCUAAGAGCUGUUGGAAGAGGUGUUCUUGGGGUGCCUGUAGGGGCAUUGUUGAAUUUUUUAGGAGCUAUCGCUUUGGGGGCGCCUGUUAAAUUUCAGUAUCUUCCAAAGACUAUAAAUUGGGCUCUCAUGAUGUCGGUAUUCACGGUAAGUGACUAUUUCAUUUCUGUUCUGUAGCAAUUACAGCUUCUGGGAGAUUGUUUUGAUGUUUUUAAUUGGACAUGUGAUAAGCACCCAAAAAUUUUGGGGGAGCCAGUCUUUAAAACUAGCCAU